Messenger RNA from Pseudogymnoascus destructans, 1252 nucleotides. RefSeq lists its product as uncharacterized. The transcript has 4 exons. NCBI's taxonomy places the organism in Eukaryota, Fungi, Ascomycota, Leotiomycetes, Thelebolales, Thelebolaceae. Gene Ontology annotation, cellular component: intracellular membrane-bounded organelle. The record is from RefSeq and is a predicted model, not a curated record. Bases 202 to 768 code for a protein of 188 amino acids. Gene Ontology annotation, biological process: vesicle-mediated transport.
UCACAACGACAGCUACCAGCUUCACUUUCGCUUCACAUUAAAUCAACAUCCAUCCAUAUCGCGACGUCCUCUCUAACCAAGGACACAUCGACUGAUCUCUCUCUCAAAGUCACCCAAAGGCAAAACUCAGCCACGGCGUCGCGUCGCAUCACAUCUCUCACCCCCCAGCAGACUUGAAGCGCAGCUUCUCUACCCAUCACGAUGGCACCGGCAAUAUCACCGGCGCUGCUUGAUUUCGUGCUCGAGAAGCGACAGUAUUACAACGAUGGUUACUACGUGUACGACUCGAACUGGAACCGCUGGGGACGCUGGGUCGCGCUCGUCGCCAUUGUCGGCUUCUUCCUCGUCCUCGCAUUUGCCUGCUCAUGCGUCAACUCCCGCCGCCGCCGCCGUCAGGGCCUCGCACCACGCUACGGCACGGGAUGGCUUGCCGGCAAACCAAAUGGCGGCCAGCAGCAUUACCAAAACAACGACUACCAGGGACAGCAGAGCGGGUACAACUACGGCGGCGGAGCGGCACCGGCGCCUCCGUACAGCCCACCGCAGCAGCAGUAUGGCCAGCAGCAGUAUGGCCAGCAGCAGUAUGGCCAGCAACAGUAUGGCCAGCAACAGUAUGGCGGGAAUGCGGGUUACUAUGGCGGGCAGCAGAGCGGAAUCGAACUUCAGCAGCCGCAGAACUCGUACAACCCGCAGAUGGGCCGUGAGCAGACCUACGAGCCACCGAGUGGGCCGCCUCCAGGAAAGCAGGGCGAUGGGAUUAUUAGAUGAUCUGGCCAGGUGCGGGGUGAGGAGGGUAGGCUGAUGAAGGGAGGAUAAAGUGUUAAUAAACUCACGCAUGAUACGGCAUGGUCGGUUGGCUUUCUGGGUAUCGGGGCGUUUUCCUUUCGAGGGGUAUUGGAAAUGUAUUUGACGGGGAAGGGAAGUGAUUGCUGUGGGGGAGAGUAAUAAAGAAUCACUUCGACAGCAGCCACCAACAAGCGGCCGUUUGUCAGGCCUCGGUCGAUUCGAGUAUACUUUCAACAUUCACAAACAUUCACAAUUUAACCUUCCCAUCAUCCUCCGUACAUCAAUGCAACUAACAAAACCCAAGCGCCACGCGUUUGUCCUGUGCCCCUGACCGUGAUGGCCCACCGUAUUUUAGUACCCUUUCUCUGGUACGGAAUAACGGAAAUUCGGGGGACCCUUACAUGCUCACAGCGCACUUUCAGGGACAGAAAGUGCCCUGAGAGGGUCAAUGGUUCCUGUUCUCUUG